Molecule: messenger RNA, 220 nt
Organism: Sphenostylis stenocarpa
Lineage: Eukaryota; Viridiplantae; Streptophyta; Magnoliopsida; Fabales; Fabaceae
Source: the annotation of a GenBank genome assembly
AUGGAUGGAAUGCCAAGUCAAAAUAAUGUACAACAACUGGUACAUAAAUCUUAUGUGCAGGCUGCGCUGCGGCGAAGGCAACAUGAGAAAUAUCUCUCUCAACUCUCUAGCCCUUUUGUGAAAAGAGAAGAAAUUGCCAUUCAAAUCCCAAAAGAAGAGUAUGCAGCCGGGAUUGCGGUGUGCAAGAACCACCUUCAUGACAAAAUUAUCUUGGCCAAAG